UUUUCAAAACCUUUGAUUAAAUUAAAUUUCCAAACAAUGUUGAAAAGGUUUCUAUGCCGACAGAAUGUUCUUUUAGGGUUCAUCUCAACAAACCCUAAAUUGUAUCCUCUUCCUCAACACUUUUCAUUCCCAAUUUCAUUUAGAUACUUCACAACCACAACAUCAGAAUCAGAAUCAGAUACACACCCAUUCGCUGUAUCAUACCUCAUCAACAAUUUCGGUUUCUCACAUAAAUCAGCUCGCACAGCUUUCAAAAACAAACAGGUUCGUUUUAAAUCUCCUGAUAAGCCUAAUUCUGUUAUCAACUUCUUCAAAAAUCAUCAUUUUUCACAAUCCAACAUACACACCAUCAUUGCAAAAGAACCGUGGUUACUUUCAUCACAACCCAACAAUGCAAUUUUACCAAAGUUUGAAUUUUUUCUAUCAAAAGGUGUUUCUUCCUCUGAUAUUGUUUCAUUGUUAACUGCAAACCCUAGAAUUUUACAUUGUAGCUUGGAGAAACGAAUAAUCCCUCUUUUUGAACUAUUAAGUAGGUUCGUGAAAACCAACAAGGAUGUCAUUGUUUGCUUAAUUCGACAUUCGUAUUCAUUUGAUCGUAUUUCAUAUAAACACAUUGUGGGUAAUAUCAAUUUGAUGAGUGAUUUUGGAGUAUGUGAUUCUAUCAUUGCUAGAUUGCUUCAAACAAGGCCAUCAAUGUUUAGUUCAACUGAAUUGAUUAAGACAUUGGAGGAAGUUAAGGGUUUAGGGUUUGAUCCUUCAAUGACUACUUUUGGGGCUGCUUUGAUAGCCAAGAAAUGUGUGAGUAAAAAACAUUGGAAUGAGAAAGUUGAUACCUUUAAGAAAUGGGGUUGGUCUGAUGAAGAUAUUGUUAAAGCAUUUAGGGGUAGGCCUGAUCUUUUGUUGGCUUCCUUGGAUAGGAUUAAUUUGGUGAUGAGUUUUUGGGUUAAUCAAUUGGGUUGGAAUUCCUUGGCACUUACCAAACGGCCACAGAUGUUUGGUUAUAGUUUCGAAACAAGGAUCAUCCCAAGGGCCUCAGUUCUGCAAUUUCUUCUGAUGAAAUGUUUGCUAAAAAAGAAUGCAAGCUUAGUUAACCCAUUUAGGAAAAAAUGAAACUUGUAUACACGACGGAACACAAUGGCAUGCCACUCACUAAAUAGGUGACUUCAUAAUCUUCUUUUGUUAUGUAACCUUAGCUUGUUAGUUCUUAAAAUUUAAUUGAUUAUUCUUUCUAUAUCAAGAUAGAGGAUGCUCUAGCUGACUGGUUUUAUUUGCUAAUUUGGACCAGAUUGUCAGAGUUGGUCAUAAUAACAACCUUAUGAUUUUUCUUAUACAUUAUACAGUAUCUAUCUAGUAGUUAUUGAAAACCUGAAAUGGUCAGGGAAUGUUCAAGAAAUGGUGUUAGUUCUCCUUCCAUGUUUAUUCCAUAAAGAUUCCAUGGUAGUAUAAACAAACUAUGUAGGCAUGUCUUCUCAAUUUAAUGAUUGCAACUUUAAGCUUGAAAGUUGAAAUUAUUCGGUACUUUGCCUAUCUGCUUUUCCUUUGCUUCUCUACACAUUGUGCUUUUAAGCAAACUUUUAAUUUUUGAAUACUUUUGUAUUACUCAUAGAGUGUUAUUAAACAAAUAUGCAACCUUUUUGAA
Messenger RNA from Trifolium pratense (red clover), 1639 nucleotides. RefSeq lists its product as uncharacterized. The transcript is spliced from 2 exons. Gene Ontology annotation, molecular function: double-stranded DNA binding. NCBI's taxonomy places the organism in Eukaryota, Viridiplantae, Streptophyta, Magnoliopsida, Fabales, Fabaceae. The record is from RefSeq and is a predicted model, not a curated record. Bases 37 to 1110 code for a protein of 357 amino acids. Gene Ontology annotation, biological process: chloroplast organization; regulation of DNA-templated transcription. Gene Ontology annotation, cellular component: chloroplast.